Molecule: messenger RNA, 593 nt
Organism: Canariomyces notabilis
Lineage: Eukaryota; Fungi; Ascomycota; Sordariomycetes; Sordariales; Chaetomiaceae
Exons: 2
Coding region: 45-344 (99 amino acids)
Source: RefSeq, a predicted model, not a curated record
CAAAUCACGAAAACCACAAAACACGGAUAUUAUUCAACGAAACAAUGCUUAGAGCCAACAUCGGCAAACAAGGCAUCAGGGUGUGCAAUGGUGCGCGCCCAGUCACGCGCCCACGGCGGGCCACAAACGUCAGGACGGCCAUGUACAGGAAGGACAGCCCGGAUGGGACCACAUCACAGCUGGAAUGGACCCCGAAAACAUAUGCCAUGAUCGGAGGUUCCAUCCUAGCCGUCGCGGGACUGUACGGGCUCAUGAUGGGCAAGCCGGGCGGUGUGAUCAGGACUGAGAAGAGUCCCGUGUCAACGACGGAGAAGGAUGCGAAGAAGGUGCCGGAGAAGCCAUGAACAAGCCUCUAGGGGGUUCGUCGACGGGAACAUGAACGGCAUGAGAGGGAUGGUGGACGGAGAACCUGUGAAUGGGGGAAGCUGGAAGCAGGAGGCCUUUUCAACGAAGGAUUACCUACAAUAUCUGGUAAAUUGGUCACUUAGGGGAAAUGCCAGACCGGGGUGGUGUCGUUGGCGUUGGGGGCGUGUUAUGGGGAAAUGAUCAUGAUGAAUACAGAAGAACCCCUACUGGUAUUUCAGCAAUGAGAG